This is a messenger RNA of Lachnellula hyalina, 1119 nucleotides long. It is a transcript of the gene aclJ, whose product is annotated as Dipeptidase. Gene Ontology annotation, biological process: proteolysis. Gene Ontology annotation, molecular function: metallodipeptidase activity. The record is from RefSeq and is a predicted model, not a curated record. The transcript has 3 exons. NCBI's taxonomy places the organism in Eukaryota, Fungi, Ascomycota, Leotiomycetes, Helotiales, Lachnaceae. Bases 1 to 1119 code for a protein of 372 amino acids.
AUGUUAUGCGUUGGAUUCGUCCAUUUCUUAUGGCACCCAUUGUUGCCCAUUAGUGAAUGGAUACACGAUGAUUUAUUCGAAUUGUCGCCUUUGAUUGAUGGACAUAACGAUUUCCCAAUAUGGAUCCGGGCUUUCUACCAAAAUCAUAUUUACCAAGAAAACUUCACUCGGGAUCCAGAGCUCUAUGGACAAGUUGAUUUCCCAAGGCUUCGCCAAGGCCGUCUCCGAGGUCAAUUCUGGAGUGAAGCAGAUAAUUAUUCAGACGAUGUUUACCGGGAAAUAGUCCACGACACGCUUCAGCAAAUCGACCUCGUACAUCGUCUCAUAAGAGAGUAUCCUGCAUACCUGCAAGGCGCAUAUACAGCCUCCGAUAUUCGGGGAACCUUUAAAUCGGGAAAAAGGAUUGCGUCGUUGCUGGGAAUUGAGGGUCUGCAUCAGAUCGGCGGAAGUGCAAGUAUCUUACGCAUGUACUAUUCUUUGGGUGUCAGGUAUGCUACACUCACUCAUACUUGCCACAAUGCCUACGCCGAUAGCGAAGAGCCCGCCAUGGCUCUUCACGAUGGGCUAUCCAAAGCAGGACGCUUUAUGAUUAAGGAGAUGAACCGGCUUGGCAUGAUCGUGGACCUAUCACAUACUAGCUUUGCAACUCAACGCGAUGCUCUUGCCGUAUCGGCCGCACCCGUCAUGUUCUCACAUUCGAAUGCGUAUGGGCGAUGCAACCAUACAAGGAACGUACCCGACGAUGUUUUACGGGAGGUCAAGAAAAAUGACGGCAUUGUUAUGGUGACGUUCUAUCCUUCUUUUUUGGAGGAUGAAGCGGUCAGUGCGUCGAUUGAAUCGGUCGUGGAUCACAUCCAGUAUAUAGGUACCGCAAUUGGAUACAGGCAUGUUGGGAUUGGCUCGGAUUUUGAUGGCAUGGAAGCAGGUCCUCGAGGACUGGAAGAUGUGACCAGAUACCCGAAUCUUGUUGAGGAGCUCCAAAACCUAGGGGUUCAAAGAGAUGAUAUAUUAGGAGUCAUGGGUCUAAACAUCAUUAGGGUCUUGGAGAGUGUCGAGGAAGUUGCUUCCUCAAUGCGCUAUAUCCGAACACUCGAGGAUGACGUAAAACCUUUCUUUUGA